Malurus melanocephalus (red-backed fairy wren) is the source of this 1167-nucleotide messenger RNA. It is a transcript of the gene COQ3, whose product is annotated as coenzyme Q3, methyltransferase. NCBI's taxonomy places the organism in Eukaryota, Metazoa, Chordata, Aves, Passeriformes, Maluridae. Gene Ontology annotation, molecular function: 2-methoxy-6-polyprenyl-1,4-benzoquinol methyltransferase activity. The transcript is spliced from 7 exons. The record is from RefSeq and is a predicted model, not a curated record. Gene Ontology annotation, biological process: ubiquinone biosynthetic process. Bases 25 to 1086 code for a protein of 353 amino acids.
GCGAGAGCGGCGGCGGCCGCGGCGAUGUGGGGCUGCCGGGCGGCCCGAGCCCUCAGCCGUGCCCUGCGGCUCCGGCGGGCUGCGGGUGAUGACCAUGCUGAUCUGUCUUUUCAGACAGGUCUGAGAAAUAUUCUUCAGGACUACAACAGGAAAAUACAACUGAAAUCCAGUAGUAUCUUGCCUGUCACUCUGGCUGAAGUGAAAAGCAGCACGUUCACUGUGAAGAGACCUUUCAGCACUUCACACUCAUCAGUGGAUUCAAAGGAAAUGAAAAAAUUCCAGCUCCUUGCACAUAAAUGGUGGGAUGAAGAAGGAGAAUAUGCAGCCCUUCAUUCUAUGAAUGAUAUUAGAGUGCCAUUUAUUAGAGAUAGUCUGUUGAGCAUGAGUAGUAAUUAUCAUCUGGGAAGUCCACUUUCUGGAAUCAAGAUUCUUGACGUGGGCUGUGGUGGAGGACUGCUCAGUGAGCCCUUAGGUAGACUGGGAGCUUCAGUUACUGGAAUUGAUCCUGUGGAGGACAACAUUAGAACAGCRGAUCGGCACAAGUCAUUUGAUCCCAUCCUGGCCAAGAGAAUACAGUACAAGUCCAGUUCACUGGAGGAGAUUGUGGAAGAGUCUAUGGAAACCUUUGAUGUAAUUGUAGCUUCUGAAGUAGUGGAGCAUGUGGCUGACCUUGAAACGUUUAUCAAGUGUUGCUCUCAGGUGUUAAAGCCUGAAGGUUCUUUAUUCAUUACAACCAUCAAUAAAACACAAUUGUCCUAUAUCCUGGGAAUUGUGGUUGCAGAAAAAAUAAUGGACAUUGUACCAGAAGGAACACAUGAGUGGGAGAAGUUUGUUCCCCCUGAAGAGCUGGAGCGCAUCCUGGAAUCAUAUGGCUUUUCAGUCAAGACCGUGAAUGGGAUGUUGUAUAAUCCGCUCUCGGGCUCCUGGAGCUGGAUGGAGAGCACGAGCCUGAACUACGCAGUGCAUGCAGUGAAGUCUGGGGCUUGGGAGCAGUCACAUCCGACAGAURCCCCAUCAGAGACAGACAUUCAACAGCGCUCAGCCACAGCUGGCACAGCUGGCACUGUCCCAGAUGUCACUGUCUGACAUGGGUGGUGAUGGACUGUCACCAGAAUGGAAAAGAAGGUUUUACUCAGAUGGACACAAUAAAACCUUYUAUAACAACAA